This is a messenger RNA of Populus trichocarpa (black cottonwood), 5370 nucleotides long. Its product is annotated as structural maintenance of chromosomes flexible hinge domain-containing protein GMI1. The transcript is spliced from 36 exons. The coding region runs from base 413 to 5146 and encodes 1577 amino acids. The record is from RefSeq and is a predicted model, not a curated record. Lineage: Eukaryota; Viridiplantae; Streptophyta; Magnoliopsida; Malpighiales; Salicaceae.
GGUUUUUUUGUGUUUUUUUUUAUUUAAUGGUAGAUAUAGUAAAUGACAGUCAAAGGUUUGAUUUUUUUUAUUUUUCCUUUUCCUGGACAAUUAUGGGCCUUUUUGUGUGUCUAGUUUUUUUGUUUUUUGAAUUUCAUGUUAGAUAUAGUAAAUAACAAUAAAAGAUUUGAUUUUUUUUUCAAAUUUUCUUUUUUCUUGGAUAAUUUUGGGUCUCGGGUUUUUUUUUUUUGAGUUUCAUGGUAGAUAUAGCAAAAAAUAGUGAAAGAUUGAAUUUUUUGGACAAAUUGAUUUUUAAACAGAGAGAGAGAGGGAAUGAUUUGUAAACUUGAUUUUGUUUGAAUUUUUCUUUCUCUUGGACAGAUUUUUUGUUAUUUGCUCAAAGAUUUGUUUUUUAUGGACAGAGUUAGGUAAGAUGGAAGUGAAGCCGAGUAGAAAGAGACAGUUGGAAUUGGUGCCGCAUGAUGGGGGUGGUGGUGGUGGUGGUGGUGGUGGUGGUGGACGUGGAGGAGGAGGAGGAGGAAGUGAAGGGGGGGUGGUUUACAAAUUCAAGAUUUUGUUACCGAAUGGAAUGACUGUGAUUGUGAGACUGACUGAUCCGAAACCUGAAAUGUGGGUGCAAGACUUUAUUGGUCUGGUUAAACGAGAAUAUACUUUAGCUCAAAGAGAUUCAUCACCUUUGCUGAAAAAGAAAAGAACUUUGAACUGGGAAAGUGAAAGUUGGUUUGUGGAGGAUGGAAAUGGUAAUUUAAUGAAGCAGAGGCUUAAGUUUAAGUCUUUCAUGCCGCAUAAAUGCCACAUCCUUCGGCUUCACGAUGGAUCCGCUGAGGUUACUGAUACUUUUGAGAACAUGUGGGAUUUGACUCCUGAUACCGAAUUACUUAGGGAGUUUCCAGAAGAGUAUACCUUUGAGACCGCACUUGCUGAUUUAAUUGAUAAUUCCUUGCAAGCAGUAUGGUCUGUUGGUGAAAAUGGGAGGAAACGGAUCAGUGUGGACAUUAUGAAGGAUAAGAUUUCAAUUUUCGAUACUGGUCCUGGAAUGGAUGCUAGUGAUGAAAAUUCUAUAGUGAAGUGGGGAAAGAUGGGAGCCUCACUGCAUAGAUCAUUCAAGGCAAAAGCAAUAGGGGUCAAACCUCCUUAUUUGAUACCUUAUUUUGGCAUGUUUGGAUAUGGUGGACCGAUUGCUACCAUGCAUUUAGGGAGACGUGCUUUAGUAUCUUCCAAGACAAAGGAGUCAAGGAAAGUCUUUACUCUACAUCUUGAGAGAGAGGCUCUGCUCCGCAGUUCUGGUUCUGAACCAACUUGGAAGACUAGUGGAGGCAUGAGGGAUCCUUCAGAAGAUGAAAUUGGAAAAUCCCCUCAGGGAAGUUUCACAAAGGUUGAGAUAUUGGAGCCUAAAGUAAGAGACUUGGACAGAUUUCAACUCCAAUGCAAGCUGAAGGACAUAUAUUUUCCUUAUAUUCAGUGUGAUGAGGUGUCCAAAACUGGGAAGACUACCAGACCUGUUGAAUUUCAGGUUAAUGGUAUUGAUUUAGCUGAGAUUGAUGGUGGGGAGGUGUCAAUUACCAACUUGCACUCUUGCAAUGGUCCAGAGUUUGUUUUUCAGCUUUGCUUUUCCAUCAAACAGGAUGUUGCCUCAACCAGAAGCUCAGGUUCAAGGGCGUCUCAAGAAGCCAAUGCACGUAUAAAGUGUGUUUAUUUCCCCAUUUCUGAGGGAAAAGAGAGUAUUGAAAAGAUAUUGGAGAAUUUGGAAGAUCAAGGGUGUGGAAAUGGAGAAAGCUUUGAGACCUUCACACGUGUCUCUAUUCGGAGGCUUGGCCGUCUACUUCCAGAUGCUCGUUGGGCAUGUCUUCCUUUUAUGGAAUUCAAGCAGAAAAAAGGAGAUAAAGCUCACAUAUUGAAGAGAUGCUGCUUAAGAGUUAAAUGUUUUAUUGAGACUGAUGCUGGUUUCAAUCCUACACCCUCAAAGACUGAUCUAGCACACUGCAAUCCUUUUACAAUUGCUUUGAAGAACUUCAGCCAUAAGAUGCCUGAGAAAGAAAAAGAAGUUAAUGUUGACAUUUCAAGGAAUGGUAAAUUGUUAAGUCCUUCACAUCUGGAAAAGGAGUAUGAAGAUUGGAUUCUUGAGAUGCAUUCUCAAUAUGAUACAGAAGUCAGUGCUGGUGAGGAUGAUGGAGUUCUUGUUGUUGGCCCCACAAACAAAAUACCUGGCAUUUCAUCUGAUGUUGUGAGAGUGCGUGAUACUUUGACGAGGAAGGGAGCAAUUUGGAAACGUGGUCAGAAAAUAAAAGUUUUAAAGGGAGCUGGCCCAGGGUUCCAUAAUAAAAAUGUUUACCUAACAUUAGAACAUUUUUUGAUUGAAGGAGUUCAAGGCGAUGCUGGUGGGGAUGCUCGGAUUAUAUGCAGGCCACUGGACAUUGCAGAAGAGAAUGGCUGUGUGCUUUCAGUUAAAGAUGAGAUUGCCAGAUUUGAUAUUCGCAGCUCUAUAUCAAUACCUAUUAGUAUGAUCGACUCUGGGAAGUGCCAAACUAUUGAAAGUUCUGAGUGGAAUUGCCAACUUCAGAAGCAAAGUCAGAAAGCUCCCUCUACGAUUGAAGUGCUUGGAAGAAAACAUUGUCAAGAGUUGGAGAUUGAUGGGGGAUUCCCUGCUGAAUCUACAGUUGAAGCUGGAUGCACUCCUCCAACGGAAAUAGUGGCAGUUGUUCGGCCUGGCUGUUAUGUUUCUUCCAGUCAUUCAAAGAUUUUGGACCAAAAGUAUAUUGUCAAAACUAAUUUAGAGAUGUCUAUAGAGGUUAAAAUCAGAAAAUCAGCAGAGGAAUGCCAAAAUGUAGGGCAUAUAUAUUCAGCGCGCAUAGGUCCUUCUUCUCAUAAAGGAUUUGAUGGCUUGUAUAUUUUUUCACUGGGUUGCAAGUUUCCUAACUUAUUUAAAGAGGCUGGUGUUUACACUUUUUUAUUCACUCUUAGUGAUAAUAAUUGUAAAAAAUAUGAAAAAAGAUUGAUGGUCAAGGCAUCUCGAGAGGUUGGAAAGUGGAAGCUUUUGGGUGAUAUACAGGGAAAACCAUGUGUGAGGGUGGGUUCACGAUUUCCAUCACUCUCUAUUGGAUGUCUUGACAUCUACGGCAAUCAAAUCCCAUUUAAAUCUGUUCCAGAAAUAACUGUGAGGCUAGAUUCAAUCAUGGGUGUGCUUGCUGAAAUAGACAAAUUUAAGAAAGGCCUUUCUUCUGAUAAAUUGGCCCUUAAAGUUCAGAAUAUGCUAAUUGUGAGCGACAAGUUGGAUAGAAUACGGCCAGAGUAUGAAGCCACUUUGGUGAUAUGCCCUGUAGAUGGGUUGGUUUCAGUUUCUAUUCCGUGUCAAGUUAUGCCUGGAUCAGUACAGCACAUCACAGGCCAACCACCAAUACAGGAAAAACACUUGCUUCCAGGUUUUGUGGUGAAAGAACUUGUGUUAAAGAUGCUUGAUGCUCAUGGUAACCACAUCAAAAAAGGUUUGGAAGUUCAGUUGAAUGUGGAUGGGUUUCAUAUCCUUGAUAAAGAAGGUUCAAAGCGUAAGGUGGACAAGGAUGGAUGCAUUGAUCUCAGUGGUGUCUUGAAGGUAACAGCUGGUUUUGGAAGAAUAGUAUCAUACUCUGUUUCAUAUCAAGACAAAGUUGUUUUUAAGCAAGAGCUUCAAACUGAGAAGAGGGAGCUGAGAAUUGCAUCAAAGCUACCAGAGUUUCUUACAGCAGGAUCUGAUCUGGAAAAUAUAGUUUUUGAAGUUGUCGAUUCUCAGGGUGAUGUUGAUCCUCGUAUUCAUAAUGAAGAGAAAGCUGGCCAGUGCCAUUCACUAACUAUAAAGUCAGAUUCAUUUAAUUUACAGGAUGCUAUUCAGUAUACUUUGAGGCAUGGUCGCUGCGCUAUUCUGGCUAUUCGAAUCCCUCCAAUUGAAGGAAGCUUUUGCUUUAUUGCUGCUCACUCAUGUUACUCAGAGCUGCAGCUGAGGGUCAUACUUCCAGUCAUGAAAGCCCCAAUAGUGGAGUGUGAUGAGAAUUUAUCACCAUAUUCAAGCAGAAAAGUCCCACUGCUUCGGGACUCAUUAUCCCUCGAGCAUACUGAAAGCCUAAUGACGCCCAUUGAAAAUAAUGAAAAGGGACUAGUGGAUGACAUUGAAAAAUAUGGUGAGCGAAUUGGAAAUUCUGAAAGGCAACUAAAAGUCCUGAAUGAAAAAAAGACAGAAAUUGAGGAGUACGUGUCUGGACUGCAAGCUUCCAUGGAACGAACCUUGAACAAUUCAAACUAUGUGCUUACUAAGGAGGAGAUCCUGGUACAAAUUGAAAGCAGGAACCAUUCUGCAGCAUCUAUUCUUUGCCAUUGUUAUAGAGAUUUAUCAUCGCAAGUACCACAAAACCAUUUCAUGGAGGGUAUAUUCGGGUUGGUUGCCCUCCUUGGAACUGUUCGCACCAACAAGCUAAGCAGGAUAUUGGCUGAGUUCUUGGGUGAAGACCAAAUGCUUGCUGUUGUGUGCAGAUCCAAGGAAGCUGCAAGUGCUUUUGGAAAAUCUAUUUGUGGUCGUUUUCUUGUUAUAUGCCUGGAGGAUAUAAGGCCUUACACAGGGGAGCUUGAAUGUGGUGACCCACAGAGGAAACUAAAGCUGCAAGAUCCUACAUUACAAUGUGGGAACGUGCCAUCAGGUUUCAUUGGGUAUGCUGCCAAUAUGAUUAAUAUAGAUACCCGAGAUAUGAACAUAAGCACAGCAUCUGGAUAUGGUCUUCGAGAAACUUUGUUCUAUCGUCUUUUUGGAGAACUUCAAGUUUAUGACACCAAAGAACAUAUGAAUGAAGCCGGUGCUUGUAUCAAACAUGGUGCUGUUUCUUUAGACGGUGGGAUCAACCGAGUCACUGAAAAUGGAAUUAUGUCUCUUGGAUGCUGGGAUUCUGAAAUUUGCUUUCCAGUCGGGACCUUGGAGAAUGAGAUGAGUCCUGCUCCAGAGAGGAUGAAAAUCCAAAUGCAACUCGAAGCAGGCAUGGAAAUGUUGCAAGAUAUAACAGGACAGAUAGAGCUUGUGACCAGACUGCGUGAAAAUGCUUUAAAGAAGUUGAAGAAGAAAUCCAAGAAUUAUAGCAAACUUAUGGAUCAUGUAGAGGCAGUGGAGUCUCUGCGUAAUAGGAAAUAGUUGGUGUGUUUUGUAGAUAAUAGGUAUUUGACCCUAUAGGAUAUUUUGCUGAUAACAAACAAGCCUCAUCAUCUUAUAUAUCUGAAUGCACUUCCCCCAUAUGUUGCUGGUAAGCAUAUUGUAUAGUGUUAGGGUUUUGUAGUAUAUUGAUGAUCUUUGAAGUUUAGUUCAAUACUUUGCUUGUUUAUCUCACUAUAGUAAAAAACUGAACAUUUCCGUUUCAA